Molecule: messenger RNA, 1053 nt
Organism: Aspergillus terreus NIH2624
Lineage: Eukaryota; Fungi; Ascomycota; Eurotiomycetes; Eurotiales; Aspergillaceae
Exons: 3
Coding region: 1-1053 (350 amino acids)
Biological process (GO): transmembrane transport
Cellular component (GO): fungal-type vacuole membrane
Molecular function (GO): transmembrane transporter activity
Source: RefSeq, a predicted model, not a curated record
AUGACACUGGGUUGGUGGGCAUGGUCGCAAGUGAUUGGCUCUUUCUUUCUCUUCUUCAAUUCAUGGGGCGUUAUCAACACAUGGGGUGCUUUCCAAACGUACUACGAGCAGAAUCUACUGUCUGAUAUGUCCUCCUCCUCCAUCGCUUGGAUUGGAUCCCUGCAAUCUUUUCUUCUGAUGCUGUUCGGUGUUGUGACGGGUCCGCUUUUCGAUGCGGGCUAUUUCCGUUACCUCCUCUCUUUUGGUGGCAUCAUGCUUCCUUUCGGCCUGAUGAUGACCAGUAUCUCCUCCAAAUUCUGGCAUUUGAUUCUCGCCCAAGGCGUGUGCAUUGGUCUGGCCGCCGGAUGCCUCUUUGUCCCGUCGGUGGCAUUGUUGCCCCAAUACUUUAAGCAGCGAAGAGGGCUGGCCAACGGUCUUGCAGCCUCGGGAAGCAGCAUUGGUGGAGUGAUCUAUCCGAUUAUGUUCAACCAGCUCCAGCACAGCGUCGGCUUCCCAUGGGCAACUCGUGCGGUGGGUUUCCUGUCUUUUGGAACCUGUUGCAUCUCGUUCUGCCUGAUGCGCCUGCGGUUCCAACCCAAGGAGAAGCGCAAGCUGCUCCAACUCUCGGCAUUUAAGGAGCCGCCGUUCGUUUUGUUCUGCAUUGCCAUGUUCCUAGGAUUUCUGGGAUUCUAUAACUUCUUGUUCUACGUGCAGUCUUACGCCAUCGACACUGGUAUCGUCGACGCGAAAUUGGGCUUUUACUUGCUCUCGAUGCUGAAUGCUGGAUCGACUUUCGGACGAAUUUUGCCCAACUUCCUCGCUGACCAUAUCGGCCCACUGAACGUUCUUACGCCUGCCGCUACGAUAACGUCCAUCCUCGCCUUCGUCUGGAUCCGUGUCCACACUGUGCCGGGCAUCAUCGUCCUGUCCGUCCUCUAUGGUCUCUUCUCCGGUGGUUUUGUUUCACUCCCACCGGUUGUGAUGGCUAGCUUGACCAAGGAUAUCCGCACCCUGGGAACCCGGCUCGGCAUGCGCGGUAUUCUUGUCUGUGAGGCUGUCUCGCACUGGGCUUAG